AAGAAGAAGAAGAAGAAGAAGAAGAAGAAGAAGAAGAAGAAUGUGUUGCUAGGCAACGUGAAACGGGAAGUUAGGGGGCGGACCCAAACAUAGUUGAACGACUGCCUUGCACUAAUCCAUGCUGUGACUAUAACAAUAACGGCUUGAAAAUAAGAAAACACUCGUUAGUUUUGUUAACUAUAGUCGUUAAAGCCUGAUAAAUAAUCAAUGUCGCUGUCACAGGGAGCGUAAUGCCCGGCCUUAACAGAAUUGGAGUUGUCUGUCAGGAGGAAUUUGAUGCUGAAAGCGCUAAAAAUCUCAGCAAAGAUGGAGGAAGGAGGGGCGGUGUGUUGGAGGUUUUCGGAGCCGUGCUGACCCUGCUGUCCGCGGCCUUCUUCUGCACUUUCCCCCUCUCAGCCUGGAUGUGUGCCAAGGUCGUUCAGGAGUACGAGAGAGCUGUCAUCUUCAGACUGGGCCGCGUUGUUAAAGGACGAGCCAAAGGACCCGGUCUGUUCUGGAUCAUCCCCUGGCUGGACGUCAUCCAGACAGUAGACCUGCGGACCGUCUCCUUUAACAUCCUGCCACAAGAGGUCCUGACUGCAGACGGGGUGCCGUUAAAGGUGGACGCUGUCGUGUUUUACCGGGUGGUGGACCCGUCUCUCUGGGUGACACGUGUUAAAAAUGGUUACCAGGCCACACAAACACUGGCGCAGACCACCCUGAGGGCCGCGGUGGGCGCACACACGCUGACAGACCUGCUGGCACAGAGGAGAGGCGUCACAGAGAGAAUGGAGGAGGCGCUGUUGGCUGUGUCCAGACUGUGGGGGGUCCUGGUGGAGCGGGUGGAGCUUAAAGACCUGACUCUCCCUGUCGGCUUGCAGCGCUGCAUGGCUUCAGAGGCCGAGGCUGGCAGGAGGGCCAGAGCGAAGAUGAUUGCGGCGGAAGGGGAAGUGAAGGCGUCCCGUGCUUUAAAGGAGGCGGCGUCAGGACUUUCUCCCGUGGCUUUACAGCUCCGAUACCUGCAGUCUUUGUCCUCCGUCCAGAGCAGCGCGUCUAUCGUGGUCUUCUCCCUCCCAACAGAACUGCUGGACAUGUUCUUCUCCCAUCAGCAGAUCUCUGCAGGGAGAUAAAAAUACAGACUGAGCUCAAUUAUGAGAAAAAAAACCAUCAAACCAAAGGAACAAAACAAGCAAACAGACCUACCUGUGCAAAUCCUCAAAAUUCUCAGUGUCAAAUUAAUUGUAAAUGUGUGUUUUAAUUUUGUAAUAAUAAACUGUAAAUUAAUAUCAAUA
This is a messenger RNA of Thunnus maccoyii (southern bluefin tuna), 1271 nucleotides long. RefSeq lists its product as uncharacterized. Bases 231 to 1109 code for a protein of 292 amino acids. The transcript has 7 exons. Gene Ontology annotation, cellular component: plasma membrane. The record is from RefSeq and is a predicted model, not a curated record. NCBI's taxonomy places the organism in Eukaryota, Metazoa, Chordata, Actinopteri, Scombriformes, Scombridae.